This is a messenger RNA of Brassica oleracea var. oleracea, 1140 nucleotides long. RefSeq names its product transcription factor bHLH147-like. The transcript is spliced from 3 exons. The record is from RefSeq and is a predicted model, not a curated record. Bases 195 to 884 code for a protein of 229 amino acids. Gene Ontology annotation, biological process: regulation of DNA-templated transcription. Lineage: Eukaryota; Viridiplantae; Streptophyta; Magnoliopsida; Brassicales; Brassicaceae.
UAGUGCAUCACAUGGGGGAAGAGAAGGACUAAAAAUGCGAUUCGUUGCUUUCCCUUUUGUUAAAAAAAAAAAAAAAAAAAUCGUCUUUCCUCUCCACAUCCUUUCUGACACCUCAUCUCUUCUUCCUCCGUUCCGUUCUCCACAGAAAAGAUCCUCGAUUCCGAUCCAUCACCUCUGACGUGAUCAGCGAUUGAAUGGACUCCAUCUCUCCGCUUUCCAAUCAGACGACGACGACGAGCUCUGGCUCCGAUCUCUCUCGCCGUAAGUGUAAGAAGAAAUCUCCGUCGUCUCCGCCUCCAUCGUUAGAGAAAUGGAGAUCGGAGAAGCAGCAACAGAUCUACUCCACGAACCUCGGCCACGCUCUUCGCGAGCUUCGUAUCAGCCAACCGUCACCCAAUCCUAACGGCAGAGCCGUGCGCGAAGUCGCCGACAGAGCGUUAGCCGUCGCGGCGAGAGGCAAAACGCUAUGGAGCCGAGCGAUACUGUCCAAGGCGGUCAAACUCAAGUUCAGGAAACACAAACGGCAGAGAAUCGCGAACCCGGCGUUGACUCAGCCGGUAAUCGCUACCGGGAGUCUCAGGUCGAAGAAACAGAGAGCGGCGACGGUUAUGAGGAUUAAAGCUAAAGGAUUGCCAGCUGUACAGAGGAAAGUUAAGGUUUUGAGCCGGUUAGUUCCCGGUUGCCGUAAACAGACGUUACCGGUGGUUUUGGAAGAGACCACUGAUUAUAUAGCUGCCAUGGAGAUGCAGAUUCGCGCCAUGACUGCUCUUCUCUCCGCCGUCAGCUCUCCGACAGAACAUGAAGAGGGACAAACACAUGUGCUUGUGAUUGAGCUCUGUAAUCGUAAUACAUUUCAGUUUCUUGAUAAUCGAGCAAGUACAUGAUGACAAGAUCGAGUUAAUGUUUAGGUGUUUGGUUAAUUAAUGAUAUGAAUUGGAGGGCAAAUGCAACUAUGGGAGAUAUGCUUAAAGCUUUUUGUUUUGUUAUGUUUGGAGUUAGCUUGGUGAUUGGAAUUGAAUUCGCUUUGUUAUGACACAUAUAUGAUUGUUUCUUUUUCUUCUUUUGUAUAUGGUUAUUUGGUUAGAUUUUGGUGAUGUAAAAGAAGGUUAAAAAGGAAAUAAAAAACUAGAGAAUAGAUCA